Triticum aestivum (bread wheat) is the source of this 1842-nucleotide messenger RNA. Its product is annotated as ankyrin repeat and SOCS box protein 3. NCBI's taxonomy places the organism in Eukaryota, Viridiplantae, Streptophyta, Magnoliopsida, Poales, Poaceae. Bases 252 to 1580 code for a protein of 442 amino acids. The record is from RefSeq and is a predicted model, not a curated record. The transcript has 12 exons. Gene Ontology annotation, molecular function: protein binding.
GGAGGCCUGGGUGCACCUGGUCUUCGUACGCCGACGGCGGGUGCACCAGCCAGGCAGCCACCUACACUAUAGCGCGGCAGCAACACCAAGCCCAUCCACUUCGCCACUUUCUCGACCAAAGCAAGCGAGGAAGAGGCAGCAGGCUGACACAGAGAGAGAAGACGGGCCCCAACCCCCCACGCCGCACCGCAGGGUUCUCCGUCGUCGCCGCCGGCAAGCUUCCGACCGACCGGCGGGCGAGAUCGUCGGCCAUGGACUCUCCACCUCCGUUCAUCUACUGCCCCCCAGCCGGCGACGCCGACGACGCCGGCGAGAAGGCCCUCAUCAAGGCGGCCAUCGACGGCAACCUCGGCCGCCUCAAAGGUAUUGUAGAGCGGCUCACCAAAGGAAAUGGCGACCGGUCGGCGAUUUUUUCUUUCAACAACGAUGGACUCUCUGUGUUGCAUAUCGCGGCAAGCUUUGGCCAUCUGGAUAUUUGCAAGUAUUUGGUGGAGGAGCUCAAGGGAGAUGUAAAUGCUCCUGGACAUGGAGUAGCUCUAGGUGCGACUCCAUUUAUGGUGUCUGCUCAGUCUGGUGAUGUUGCUGCCGUCAAGUAUUUUCUUGAUCGUGGCGGUGAUGUAAUGAAAGCAGAUGACAAAGGACAAACAGUUCUCCACCAUGCUGUGGCUGCAGGAUGCUGCAAGGUAACAGAGUUCCUCCUUUCAAAAGGAGUGCCGGUCGACAUAGACUACGGCCGUGGAACACCAGCCUUUCUGGCUGCUGUAAAUGAGCAGGAUAAGACAUUGAAGAUUUUGUUGGACCACCAUGCAAACCCUAAUGUCAUUGUCAACGGUAUGGGAAAUCCUCUGUGUAUGGCUCUUGUUUACCGUUCAUUGAAGUGCAUGAAGCUACUCAUUAAGGCUGGUGCGGAUGUUAAUUGCAAGGGUUGUGCUAUGACUCCUUUGGUGUUUGCUACGGGACGAGGAGGUUAUACGAACUACAUUCAGUUCCUAUUGAAGGCUGGAGCAGAUCCUAAUAUUCCAGAUGAUUUAGGUAGGUUGCCAAUAGAGUUUGCUGCGGUGCGUGAUUGCAAGGAAGAGGUUGAAAUGUUGUUUCCUUUGACUAACCCAAUUCCAAAUGUCCGAAACUGGAGUAUUGAGGGAGUAAUUUCUUAUGCAAAAAUUCAAGAUAAAAAGCCGAUGGAGCAAAAGCACGUUGAAAAAAGAAAGGCUUUCUUAAAGUUACAGGCUAAUACGGCAUUCAAGCAGAAGGAGUAUAAGUUGGCAUCACAGUUGUAUGGUUUGGCAAUAGAUCAUGCAGAGAGUGCAGCACUGUAUGCAAACAGGAGUGUUUGUAAACUGCUCAUGGGUGAUGGUGAAGGUGCUUUGUCGGAUGCUCUCAGGUGCAGAAUGCUGCGACCUGAUUGGGCCAAAGCUUGCUACCGUCAAGCUACAGCUCACAUGCUACUCAAGGAGUAUAAACAAGCCUGUAAUGCUCUCUUGGAUGCACAAAAGCUGGAUCCUGGGAAUGCUGAAAUUGAGCGUGAACUACGGAAGGCUAGGGAACUCAUGAAGAAUCCUCCUGCUGAAGGCGAGCAGUGAGGGGCGUGCACGUUGAACUGCAGGCAGCAACAUGUGCCAGUUCUUACUAAAAGUGGAGUUAGCAUCAACUUCUAAUCCUUGUGUUUUAUUAGAACCGAAAGGCUGAAAUGUGUGGCGAAUCUUGCGUCUUCAGAUUUCUAAGAUGAUUUUUUAUGAGAUUUUCUUGUCUGUCCCUUGGAUCAUAGUAGCCAUUUCCUUUACUUUUGGAUGAGUAUGCUUGCAAUUCCAAUUAUUCAGUAUCUGUGCAAGGCUUUCAUGAUCA